GUUGAAAUUAACCGGCACUUCAUUAAAGAAAAGUUAACAAGGGCUUGAUUUGCAUGCUUUUUGUGAAAUUAUGAGGAAUCUUGACAGGGUAUAGUUGUGUAACCUAGCACAUUACCCUAUUUUGACAAUCUUUUCUUGUUCUUCUUUUUUUGCUCUCUCUCUCUCUCUAAACCCUAUUGGUUUCACAGCUUAACUGUAAAUUAUGUUUAGUAGCUUUGAAGGAACAUAUACACUCAUAUAUUGUAGAACUCAUGCAAAACUGAAGCAGAAAUUCUGGAGUACAAUAAUUUCCUUUGGUUCCCAUUUCUUUUUUAUCGUGAUAUAUUUAAUUUUGGAGUACAAAAACACUUUUUUUUUUAUUCCAAGGACAGUGUUGCACUGUUGCAUAUGCAAAUCUCUUUUUCUUUCUUAAUUAGGUACAUCUCCACAUAUAAUUUUUUUCAUAUGAGCAUUUAAGUUAUAUGUAUGAUUCAGGACAAGAAAUACUCCCUAAUGGAAUCUAUACAUAUGUUGAUGUUAGAGAUGUUGCAUAUGCACAUGUUCAAGCAUUGGAGAUUGCUUCAGCUAAUGGCAGAUAUUGUUUAGUCGAGACACUAACAUACUCUUCAGAAACUCGGAAGAUAUUACACAAGUUUUAUCCUACCCUCAACCUUCUAGAAAAGCACAGAGCAGUAUAUGCCAUUGGUGUAAUAAGACAAGCUGAAAUGGCCGUUGGGGAGUUGCAAGAGCUGAAGAGGAGAGAAAACACCAACUCCAUACCGCAAAAUGAACCAGUGAUAACAACAUGGAGUGCUCCGCCUAGGGGUUCAAUUAAGCUCAACUACGAUGGAGCGUUUCUAGCAAAAACUAGGAGGGGACCUUUUUGCAGUGGUGGCACAUGA
Messenger RNA from Ilex paraguariensis (yerba mate), 881 nucleotides. NCBI's taxonomy places the organism in Eukaryota, Viridiplantae, Streptophyta, Magnoliopsida, Aquifoliales, Aquifoliaceae. The record is from the annotation of a GenBank genome assembly.